Molecule: messenger RNA, 123 nt
Organism: Funneliformis mosseae
Lineage: Eukaryota; Fungi; Glomeromycota; Glomeromycetes; Glomerales; Glomeraceae
Source: the annotation of a GenBank genome assembly
AUGACGUUAUUGUUUGAGUUUUUUCCUAAAUUGACGCAAAAUCUUUCUCAUUUGCUUGAAGAUGUAGACGAUUCUGAUGUCAUCAUCAAAGUUGGAGAAAAACUGGGUUACGAAGAAUGGUGA